AUGGUCACUUGGUAUGAUUUGCGACUACGGUUGCAAAAGCAUCAAACUAUUAAUUGUGUAGCACAGCGACAACUUGAGAAAGAAAAGGACCAUUGGAGAAAAGUUCUAUUUAGAAUUCUUUUGAUGGUAAAAUUUCUUGCGAAACACAAUCUUGCAUUUCGUGGUACUAACUCGACAUUGUAUCAAGAUAAUAAUGGAAAUUUCUUAGGCUUGGUUGAAAUGCUAGCUGAGUUCGACCCAAUUAUUCAGGAGCAUGUUAGGCGCAUAACAAACAAUGAAACUCAUGUUCAUUACCUUGGUCAUGGGAUCCAAAAUGAGUUAAUACAUUUGCUUGCUUCUGCAAUUAAGUCAGAGAUAAUUAAAAAAAUUAAAGAAGCAAAGUAUUUUUCCGUUAUACUUGAUUGUACCCCUGAUGCGAGCCACCAAGAACAAAUGUCUCUGAUAAUACGAUAUGUCAAUGCAUCUUCGACUUUUGUUUCCAUUGAGGAAUCCUUUUUACGAUUUUUGGAUGUCAAUGAUACAACUGGGCAAGGGCUUUUUGAUGUUUUGCAGGAAGAACUACGGAAUCUUGACCUGGAUAUAGAUGAUGUGAGAGGACAGAGCUACGAUAAUGGUGCGAAUAUGAAAGGUAAGAAUAAUGGUGUUCAAAGGAAACUUUUGGAUAAAAAUCCUAGAGCUUUUUAUUCAGCAUGUGGUUGUCAUAGUCUUAAUUUGACACUUUGUGACAUGGCAAAAACUUGUGGUAAAGCAAAGGACUUUUUUGGAAUCAUACAACGCAUCUACACAACAUUUGCUAAUUCAACUAAAAAGUGGCAGAUCUUGAAAGAUAAUAUAGAUGAUACAACAGGAUUGACUCUCAAGUCGUUGUCAUCUACUCGUUGGGAGAGUCGAAUAGAUAGUGUUAAAGCUAUAAGAAUUCAGAUUUCGAACAUACGAGAAGCUUUACUGCAAGUAUCUGAUAUUGAUAAUGAUCCAAAAACUAGCAGUGAAGCUAAAUCUCUCGCGAAUAAUGAACUUGGUGAUUUUGAAUUUUUAGUAGCUAUUGUUAUUUGGUAUGAAAUACUGUAUGCCGUCAAUCUGGUCAGCAAGAACUUACAAUCAAAGGAUAUGCUUAUUGAUGUUGCUAUUGAGCAAGUGCAGGGGCUAAUUACCUUUUUUAAUGGGUAUAGAGACACUGGUUUUUGUAAUGCAUUGGAAACAGCAAAAGAAAUUGCACUUGAAAUGGAGAUCGAUCCUACAUUUCGUCAAAAGCGUGAGUUUAAAAGAAAGAAACAAUUUGACGAAAACCCAGAUGAUGUGCUAUCAGUUCACUUACAACAUGAUUUGAGCAAUAUGAAUCAUUCCAAAAGAACUUUGGUUUUUUAUUUACUUCUAAUGCACUAA
Triticum turgidum subsp. durum (durum wheat) is the source of this 1383-nucleotide messenger RNA. NCBI's taxonomy places the organism in Eukaryota, Viridiplantae, Streptophyta, Magnoliopsida, Poales, Poaceae. The record is from the annotation of a GenBank genome assembly.